AUGGAACGAGAUUGCUUUCGUUUUGUUCGCAUGUGCCACCAGUGUCAAAUUCACAGUGAGUUGAUUCACUCGCCUCCUUCAGAGUUGUAUCCUAUGUCGGCUCCUUGGCCUUUUGUUUCUCGGGGAGUGGACGGCAUCAGCCCAAUCGAGCCAAAAACAUCAAAUGGGCACAGAUUCAUCUUGGUUGCAAUUUAUUACUUCACCAAAUGGGUGGAAGCUAUUACAUUGAAAGCAGUUACCAAGAAAGAAGUAAUAGACUUUGUUCAAUCCAACAUCAUCUGUCGUUUCGGUAUUCCAAAAAUCAUUAUCACGGAUAAUGCUGCUAAUUUGAAUAGUCAUCUGAUGAAGGAGGUAUGUGAACAAUUUAAAACUGAGCAUCGCAAUUCUACUCCUUACCGGCCCAAAGCUAAUGGACCUGUUGAAGCUGCGAAUAAGAACAUCAAGAAGAUUCUUAGGAAGAUGGUCCAAGGGCCUGGAGAAUUGCACGAGAAACUGCUUUUUGCUCUUUUGGGAUACCAGAUAACUAUCUGUACAUCAGUUGGCGCAACACCCUACUUAUUCGUUUAUGGAACCAAAGCGGUCAUACCUGCUGAAGUUGAGAUUCCCUCUCUCCCAAUCAUUGUUCAAGCAGGGAUUGAGGACACUGAAUGGGUGAAUUCCCGAUUGGAACAGUUGAGUUUGAUUGAAGAAAAGUGUUUGGCAGCAGUUUGUAUUUGUCAGUUAUACAAACAAAGAAUGGCAUGCACUUACAAUAAGAAAGUGUGA
This is a messenger RNA of Nicotiana attenuata, 765 nucleotides long. RefSeq lists its product as uncharacterized. NCBI's taxonomy places the organism in Eukaryota, Viridiplantae, Streptophyta, Magnoliopsida, Solanales, Solanaceae. The coding region runs from base 1 to 765 and encodes 254 amino acids. Gene Ontology annotation, biological process: DNA integration. The transcript has a single exon. The record is from RefSeq and is a predicted model, not a curated record. Gene Ontology annotation, molecular function: nucleic acid binding.